Messenger RNA from Ananas comosus (pineapple), 2043 nucleotides. RefSeq names its product protein IQ-DOMAIN 1-like. NCBI's taxonomy places the organism in Eukaryota, Viridiplantae, Streptophyta, Magnoliopsida, Poales, Bromeliaceae. The record is from RefSeq and is a predicted model, not a curated record. The coding region runs from base 293 to 1771 and encodes 492 amino acids. Gene Ontology annotation, molecular function: protein binding. The transcript is spliced from 6 exons.
UUUAUUUAUCCCAUUCCUUUCUUAUAGAGAGAAGAGGGGAGAGAGAAACGACGUAGAGCCGAAGCAAAAGCGAUUCCCUUUUUUUUUACUCUCUCUUCCCCUUCUCCCCUUCCUUCUUUUCUCUGGCCUAAUCCUCUCUCUCUAACUUACUCUAGAGAGAGAGAGAGAGAGAGAGAGAGAGGGUGUGUGGGGGAGAAAGAUCUACUGAACCCACUGAGACCAAAGAGACAACAGAAGAUUUGAAUGGAGUGAUGUGGUGAUAAUUAUAAGGAGAAGGGGGAAGGAGCGAAAAAUGGGUAAGAAGGGGAAGUGGUUUGGUGCGGUGAAAAAGGUGUUUAGCCCCGAAUCUAAAGAGAAGAAGGAUCAGAAAUCGAAGAAGAAAUGGGGAUUUGGGGGACCCAAGACGCCCGAUCCGAGCUCUUCGGAUCUGCCACAAAGCGCUUCUCAAAAAGAAGCAGCUCCUCCUCCUCCUCCUCCUCAUCCCCAUUCUGAGGAGAUUAAAUUGGCGGAGGUCGAGAACGACCAGAGCAAGCAUGCUUAUUCUGUGGCGGUGGCCACCGCUGCGGCGGCAGAAGCUGCGGCUGCCGCAGCUCAGGCCGCCGCCGAAGUUGUACGGCUCACCACACCCACAGAGAUCCCCGGCAAGUCGAGAGAAGAGAUCGCAGCGAUCAAGAUCCAAACAGCUUUUCGAGGAUACUUGGCAAGGCGAGCACUGCGGGCCUUGAGAGGGCUGGUGAGGUUGAAGUCUCUGUUAGACGGCAAUUCUGUGAAGCGCCAAGCGACGAACACAUUACGUUGCAUGCAGACGCUCUCCAGAGUUCAAUCACAGAUCCGUUCGAGGAGACUAAGAAUGAACGAGGAGAACCAGGCUCUUCAUCGUCAGCUGCUUCUCAAGCAUGAAAGAGAACUCGAAAGUUUGAGGAUGGGAGAAGAAUGGGACGACAGUCUUCAAUCCAAGGAGCAGAUUGAAGCAAGUCUGGUAAACAAGCAAGAGGCCGCGAUAAGAAGAGAACGAGCACUAGCUUAUGCAUUUUCUCAUCAGUGGAAGAGCUCUUCGAGAUCAGCGAAUCCAAUGUUUAUGGAUCCAAACAACCCACAAUGGGGGUGGAGCUGGCUGGAGCGGUGGAUGGCGGCAAGAUCUUGGGAGAUCCAAAGCAAGACGGAUAAGGAAAACAACACUGAUCGCGCCUCUCUGAAGGCCACCAAUCAGAACACUGGGGAAGGAGAGAUAACCCGAGCCUACGCUCGUCGCGAAACCAAACUGGACCGCCCCUCACCCCCAACCCCGAAACCGAAUUCGAUCAGGCCUGGAACCCGAAAAUCCCCCUCUACCCCCAACUCUCGGGCGCCGAAGAUCAAAUUGGAUAGUCCUAGAAAUGGAUUGAGUCAGUUGGAAGAUGAUGUGAAAAGUAUAGUAAGUGCGCAAUCUGAGCGGAUCAGGAGGCAGAGCAUCGGGGGAUCACCGUCGAUCAGGGACGACGAGAGUCUCGCGAGCUCUCCUUCACUUCCUAGCUAUAUGGUGCCGACAGAGUCUGCUAGGGCUAAGUCUCGCUUGCAGAGCCCAUCAAUCGAAAAGAUUAUUAAGACUCCGGAAAAAGGGUCGGCUGGAUCGAUUAAGAAGAGGUUGUCUUUCACUGCAGGGGAUAAACACAACAGCGCAUUGCCGCUGAUUACAAGGAGGCACUCAGGCCCUCCUAAGGUGGAUAUCGCCGCCAUGAAGGGUAUAGAAGUUCGUUCGGAGCUCGACGCAACCAAUGGUGCGAACCAGUGACUGGCCGAGCUUGAAACAAGGCUACUUAAAAGCAAAUUUAUUUAUCUGAAUUUGAUUAAUUGGUUUGAGUUGUUCAUUUAUCGGGGCUAAGUUUGCUGCUACUAGAUUAUUGUGAUGCAUUCAUUUCCUAGUCCUAUCCUAUUUACCACAUUAUUAUUUGUUGUUGUAAUUGAACGCAUGAAGAUUUGGUUUAAGUUUCUGAGAAAAGAUGUCUGAGUUGUGGCACACUUCUGUCAAUUUAUGUGAUUGCGUUGCUUUGCAUGCUUUCUCAA